UGUGUUCAGGAAACAUUUUGCAUUUUCUUGCACUAGAGUGUUCAUUGAAAACUUCCAAAAAGGAACAGCUAUCCACUUAAUCUUGAUGGUGAUCGCAAUUGGGUUUGAAGGUAGCGCCAAUAAGAUUGGCGUCGGAAUCGUCCGAGAUGGCGAAGUGUUGGCGAACGAGCGUGAAACAUACAUCACUCCGCCGGGUGAAGGUUUCCUACCCAAAGAAACUGCACAACAUCAUCGUUCCCGUGUGCUGGACAUUCUGAGACGUGCAUUGGAUGUGUCGGGUAUAUCACCCGCGGAAAUAGAUGUCGUGUGCUACACAAAAGGACCUGGUAUGGCACCUCCACUGAUAGUGGUGGCCAUCGUUGCGAGAACGGUGGCACAAAUAUGGAAUAAACCGAUCCUUGGUGUUAAUCACUGUAUCGGGCAUAUCGAAAUGGGACGGCUUAUAACGAAGGCUGCGAAUCCCACCGUACUGUAUGUGAGCGGCGGCAACACGCAGAUCAUUUCAUACGCCUGCAAACGCUACCGUAUCUUCGGCGAAACGAUCGACAUCGCGAUCGGCAACUGUCUCGAUCGGUUUGCACGCAUUAUUCACCUAUCGAACGACCCUAGCCCUGGAUAUAACAUAGAACAGAUGGCGAAAAAGGGCAAAAAUUAUGUACCUUUGCCAUACUCGGUGAAGGGCAUGGAUAUGAGCUUUUCGGGUAUACUAUCGUUUCUCGAACAGAAAGCCCGCCCGGAAAGGAAGCAUAAAAAGUUGCAAAAUAAAACGAACCCGGAAAAAUGGUCCGACGAAGAUUUGUGCUUUUCGCUACAGGAAACACUGUUCGCGAUGCUGGUUGAAACGACGGAACGUGCCAUGGCUCACACUGGUUCGAUGGAAGUGCUAAUCGUGGGGGGCGUUGGAUGCAAUGUGCGCUUGCAAGAGAUGAUGGGCAUUAUGUGCGAAGAGCGUGGCGCCAAGCUGUUUGCUACCGACGAACGAUUCUGCAUCGACAAUGGAGUGAUGAUAGCGCACGCUGGUUGGGAAAUGUUCCGCAGCGGUACACGAAUGGCAUGGAAUGAUUCGAGCAUAACGCAGCGGUUCCGUACGGACGAGGUGGAAGUCACGUGGCGAGAUGACUGAUCAGCGAAGAUUAUGAUUUCAUUUCAAAUAAAUGCACUAAAUGCUUAUAUA
Anopheles funestus (African malaria mosquito) is the source of this 1174-nucleotide messenger RNA. RefSeq names its product tRNA N6-adenosine threonylcarbamoyltransferase (gene Tcs3). Lineage: Eukaryota; Metazoa; Arthropoda; Insecta; Diptera; Culicidae. Gene Ontology annotation, cellular component: EKC/KEOPS complex; cytoplasm. Gene Ontology annotation, biological process: tRNA threonylcarbamoyladenosine modification. Bases 86 to 1123 code for a protein of 345 amino acids. The transcript is spliced from 2 exons. The record is from RefSeq and is a predicted model, not a curated record.